Molecule: messenger RNA, 160 nt
Organism: Penaeus vannamei (Pacific white shrimp)
Lineage: Eukaryota; Metazoa; Arthropoda; Malacostraca; Decapoda; Penaeidae
Source: RefSeq, a predicted model, not a curated record
GCCACAAAAGACAGACCCCAAAGCCUGCAAUGAAGAAGUUAGUGUUGACGAAUCCAAACAAACUGCUCAGCCUCUCAACAAUAAUGAUGGGGUAAGAAUUAUUGCACCUAAUUCCUUUACCAGCCAUUUAAACAUCCCUAAAAAUAAAUGCAGUUUAUAA